AUGCAAUUAACGAUAUCUUUAUUUAAUGGUGAAAUUAUAUCAAUUGAUGUACCAGGUUCAUUAACAUUAGACGAUUUUAAAGCUUAUUUACAAGCAGAAACUAACAUAGAACCUAAAUUACAAAUAUUAAAACUUAAUAAUCAAGAAAUUUCAUUAAAUAAAUCAUUAGAAGAAUUGGGUAUUAAAGAUCAUGAUUUAUUAACAUUAAAUAAGAAACAAAGUAUACAACCAGUACAACAAGAUCCUGUUUCCGAAAGAGUUGAGAUGUUACGUUUCCAAAUUUUAUCUGAUCCAGAAAUGCAGCAACAAAUAAGGCUUCAACAACCAGAAUUGCACCUGGCAUUAAAUAAUCCUGCAAGAUUCAAGGAAUUAAUGAUUAAUCAAGUUAGACAAGAUCAAAAUUUAAACGUUAGAAAUCAAGAAGAACUAAGAAGAUUACAAGAAGAUCCUGAUAAUCCAGAAAAUCAAGCUAAAAUUUUAGAUAUGAUUAAACAAGAAGCUAUUGAAGAAAAUAUGAAAUUAGCAUGGGAUUUAACUCCUGAAGCUUUUACUUCAGUUAAUAUGUUAUUUUUAAAAUUAAAGAUUAAUGGUGUUGAACAAAUUGCCAUGGUUGAUUCAGGAGCCGCAAUGACUACGAUUAGUCCUGAUAUUGCUGAAAAAUGUGGAUUAACAAGAUUAAUUGAUAAAAGAUUUCAAGGUCAAGCUGUUGGUGUGGGAACUCAGGAAAUUGGUGGUAAAAUUCAUUCAGCUCCAAUUGAAAUUCAACAGUAUGAAUUACCAUGUUCAUUUUUUGUUGUUGAUACAUCAGUUGGUAUUUUGAUUGGUUUAGAUAUGUUGAAAAGACAUAGAUGUAUAAUUGAUUUGGAGACCGAUACUUUAAUUAUUGGUAAACAUAUACAUGCUAAAUUUUUAUCAGAACUGGAAAUUCCUAGAAAAGAUUUAGGUGGUAAUAUCUUUCAAAGAGAAGGGUAA
Messenger RNA from Insectozyma verbasci, 972 nucleotides. The record is from the annotation of a GenBank genome assembly. Lineage: Eukaryota; Fungi; Ascomycota; Pichiomycetes; Serinales; Debaryomycetaceae.